AUGUACUCGCCGGGAUUUUUAUGGAGUUUAGUGAUUCUUGUGGCACUUGUCGGGGCCACGCCCACUCCCGGAGACGGGCGGAUUGUGGGCGGCGAGGUGACAACCAUCGGGGAAUUUCCGUAUCAAGUAUCCGUCCAGUUGAACGGACAGCACAUAUGCGGAGGAGCGGUCAUUGGAAAUCAGUUCGUACUGACGGCGGCCCAUUGCUUCGAGGAUGCCCUGAGCAACAGCGAUUACACGGUACGAGUGGGUUCCGGCGAACAUGCGAGUGGGGGCGAUGUGCUCAGCCUGCGGCAGGUGAUCACCCACGGCGACUAUAAUCCCCAGAGCCACGACAACGACCUGGCCCUGCUCGUCCUGAAAGCCAGGCUCAAUUUCACGGAGCACCUGCAGCCAGUGCCACUAGCCACAUUAAUGGAACCACCCACCGCGGACACCCGCCUUCUGGUCAGCGGAUGGGGUCACCAGGCGGAAGAGGGGGUCGGUUUCGGUGAAGAGGUGGGUGUGUCGCCGCAUCUCCGCUUCGUCGACGUGGAUCUGGUGGAGCCGGAUCAGUGCCGCCGAGCCUAUCGCCAGGUGCUGCCCAUCACCCAGCGGAUGAUCUGUGCCGCGCGUCCGGGUCGCGACAGUUGCCAAGGCGACUCUGGUGGUCCGCUGGUGGGUUUCCCGGCGGAAGAAGGUCCGGCCAGGCUCUACGGCAUCGUGUCCUGGGGACUGGGCUGCGCCAAUCCCCACUAUCCGGGGGUCUACACUAAUGUGGCUGCCUUUCGCAAUUGGAUCGAAGCCCAAGUGGCCGCCAGGGGUUGGAACGGACUUCUGGCGGGAUGGAGUGGGUUGCAAUAG
Molecule: messenger RNA, 843 nt
Organism: Drosophila suzukii
Lineage: Eukaryota; Metazoa; Arthropoda; Insecta; Diptera; Drosophilidae
Product: trypsin delta
Biological process (GO): proteolysis
Molecular function (GO): serine-type endopeptidase activity
Source: RefSeq, a predicted model, not a curated record